Messenger RNA from Echinostoma caproni, 483 nucleotides. The record is from the annotation of a GenBank genome assembly. Lineage: Eukaryota; Metazoa; Platyhelminthes; Trematoda; Plagiorchiida; Echinostomatidae.
AUGUUCACACCGGCACACCGAACGCGUGUUUUACUGUUUCUCUGGAGAAGAACAUACUCAUCUAGUCCGGGAAAUAAAGCACAAGCAUUUCAAAAUUUGUUAGAUCUCUGGCCACCGGAUACCUGUAAUCGCAAAAUGACUUUCCAGGGUGAAUUCGCCAAAAGGAUCCAAAAAGUCAUGUCCAAUCCUUCGUCUCAAGCAAACCAGGCUCUCCUCGAUCAAAGCGAGUUUGAUAGCCUGUCCCGUAUUCUCAGCAAUUAUCAUCGCGAUCGAUAUAAAAUGCCCACUGGUUUGGGGCAAGCUGCAUUAAACUCCAAUGCACCUCGGAUUGCGGCCACCGGGGCCGAUCUUCUCGAAUGUCGACGAAUUCUGUCCAAUCAAGACGAGUAUCUCCGAAGGCGAGUGCCCAUGAGAGAACGUCUUUGGACGGUGCUUAAACAGCUCUUUUGGUCAGAUUCUGUGAAGCUAAAUAAAUCUGUAUAG